CAAAACGCGUUUGUGGGCAAGAUGGCGUACGUUUUGGGAUAGUUUUUGCGACGCCUGUGAAAGACUAGAUUUUUUUUUUCUUACCUGGAGCAGUAACAGCCUCAUACGUUUAACGGUUUGAUAUUAGUGCGCUAAUUUACGUCACAUAACAUGAAGUCCGACGUGGAGGACUUAAUGCCGCGGCUGCUGCCCAUUGAGUGCGGAGACACCACAUCGACUCUAAACCUGGAUGGUCCGCCAAGAAACCCCCAAGAGUACCUACGACAAGUCCAGUUAGAGGCUGCGUUGUGUCCAGAAGUGGUGGUUGCUCAGAUUGACCCCAGGAAGUUGAAGAAGGAACAAACCGUUAACGUAUCUGUGGCAGAGUGCCAUGCUGCUCCUGCUGGUUUCUCUCCCAGCCUGGAAUGGCAACAGAGGCAAGUCAGCAAUUUUUCUGAUGUCAGACAGAGUAUCACGAGGAACAGAGAACACUGGAGCAGCCACUCUCUUGAUGACAACGUCCUAAUGCCAGAACAAGCAGAUGAAGAUGGAUGGAAGAGGUUUUGUUUAGGAGAGCUGGUGUACCAAGGUACAUUGCCCUCUCACGCAGAUGCAGCGGUGGGGCUGGACUACAGCAAGGUCGGCUUCCCGCCUUUCCUGAGCAUUGCCAGCCGACUCAGCCAGUCCACCGUGUUGACAGUGUUGGACAUUCUUAUCAGUUGGUUUGAAGAAAGAGAUUUUGUUCCCCAGUUGGGCCGCUGGUUGUAUGCAUUGUUGGCCUGCUUGGAGAAGCCAUUGCUGCCUGAAGCCCAUUCUUCGAUCAGACAGUUGGCAAGGAGAUGUGCUCAGCUGCGUAGCAUCCUGGUGAGUCAGGAUGAUGACAACUUGCCUGCCCUCAAUCUGCUCAUCUGUCUGGUUGCAAGAUACUUUGAGCAGAAUGACCUGGCAGACCAGCCGGAGUGAAGGUUUUUUUGUUAUUAGACAUUAAGGAUGACAAAUGGACUUUGAAGACCAGAAGGCUGCAGUCACGUAACAAACGACCAUGUGGACAACUGGUCCACAUACAUGUGCCCUGCUGAAGAAGUCACAUCUCUUGGUUAUCCUUUUCAUCUUAGCGGUGAACUCUGAAUUAUCAUACGUUUGCACUUGGAAUGAAAGCUGUGUCUAUUAAA
This is a messenger RNA of Phycodurus eques (leafy seadragon), 1151 nucleotides long. RefSeq names its product gem (nuclear organelle) associated protein 2 (gene gemin2). Bases 151 to 942 code for a protein of 263 amino acids. Gene Ontology annotation, biological process: spliceosomal snRNP assembly; spliceosomal complex assembly. The transcript is spliced from 10 exons. The record is from RefSeq and is a predicted model, not a curated record. NCBI's taxonomy places the organism in Eukaryota, Metazoa, Chordata, Actinopteri, Syngnathiformes, Syngnathidae. Gene Ontology annotation, cellular component: nucleus; SMN complex; spliceosomal complex.